Messenger RNA from Nyctereutes procyonoides (raccoon dog), 3503 nucleotides. It is a transcript of the gene MAP2K7, whose product is annotated as mitogen-activated protein kinase kinase 7. Bases 65 to 1408 code for a protein of 447 amino acids. The transcript is spliced from 10 exons. Gene Ontology annotation, molecular function: ATP binding; protein kinase activity. Gene Ontology annotation, biological process: protein phosphorylation. Lineage: Eukaryota; Metazoa; Chordata; Mammalia; Carnivora; Canidae. The record is from RefSeq and is a predicted model, not a curated record.
GCAGUGCGGUGUUUGUCUGCCGGACUGACGGGCGGCCGGGCGGUGCGCGGCGGCGGCGGGGAAGAUGGCGGCGUCCUCCCUGGAGCAGAAGCUGUCCCGCCUGGAAGCAAAGCUGAAGCAGGAGAACCGCGAGGCCCGGCGGAGGAUCGACCUCAACCUGGAUAUCAGCCCCCAGCGGCCCAGGCCCACCCUGCAGCUCCCGCUGGCCAAUGAUGGCGGCAGCCGCUCACCGUCCUCCGAGAGCUCGCCACAGCACCCCACACCCCCUGCCCGGCCCCGCCACAUGCUGGGGCUUCCGUCAACCUUGUUCACCCCCCGCAGCAUGGAGAGCAUCGAGAUUGACCAGAAGCUGCAGGAGAUCAUGAAGCAGACCGGCUACCUGACCAUCGGAGGCCAGGUACCACCCAGGCGGGGCUCGGUCUUGGGGUGGGGGCGCGGUGCAGAGGCUGGCACAUCCUCCAGCUCUGGCUGUCCUUGCCAGCGCUACCAGGCAGAAAUCAACGACCUGGAGAACCUGGGGGAGAUGGGCAGCGGCACUUGCGGUCAGGUGUGGAAGAUGCGCUUCAGGAAGACGGGCCACGUCAUCGCUGUCAAGCAAAUGCGGCGCUCGGGGAAUAAGGAGGAGAACAAGCGGAUCCUGAUGGACCUGGACGUGGUGCUCAAGAGCCAUGACUGCCCCUACAUUGUGCAGUGUUUCGGGACUUUCAUCACUAACACGGACGUCUUCAUUGCCAUGGAGCUCAUGGGCACGUGCGCUGAGAAGCUCAAGAAGCGGGUGCAGGGCCCUAUCCCCGAGCGGAUCCUGGGCAAGAUGACGGUGGCGAUCGUGAAGGCACUGUACUACCUGAAGGAGAAGCAUGGUGUGAUCCACCGUGAUGUCAAGCCCUCGAACAUCCUGCUGGACGAGCGGGGCCAGAUCAAGCUCUGUGACUUCGGCAUCAGUGGCCGUCUUGUUGAUUCUAAGGCUAAGACGCGCAGUGCCGGCUGUGCCGCCUACAUGGCACCUGAGCGCAUAGAUCCUCCGGACCCCACCAAGCCAGACUAUGAUAUCCGGGCUGACGUGUGGAGCCUGGGCAUCUCCUUGGUGGAGCUAGCGACGGGACAGUUUCCCUACAAGAACUGCAAGACAGACUUUGAGGUCCUCACCAAAGUCCUGCAGGAAGAGCCCCCGCUCUUGCCCGGCCACAUGGGCUUCUCAGGGGACUUCCAGUCCUUCGUCAAAGACUGCCUUACUAAGGAUCACAGGAAGAGACCAAAGUAUAAUAAGCUACUUGAACACAGCUUCAUCAAGCGCUACGAGAUGCUGGAGGUAGACGUGGCUUCCUGGUUCAAGGAUGUCAUGGCGAAGACUGAGUCACCUAGGACGAGCGGAGUCCUGAGCCAGCACCACCUGCCCUUCUUCAGGUAGCCACGUGGUGGCGGCCAGCCCCACCGGGGCCAGGGGCAUGGCCACAGGCCCCCCCUUCCCCACCUGGCCACCCAGCUGCCCGCCAGGGGAGACCUGGGACCUGGACAGCUGCCGAAGGCUGAGGACAGAAAGUAGGGGGCACCGACCCACCCCCGACCCCCUGCCCAGCGGCCGUGGACAGACGGGCUCGCCAGGCCCCAGCCCUUCCCGUCCCGGGGUCAGCCGGCCUCCCGGGGUCAGCCGGCCGUGUGCGUCCCCCUGACAGACACUGUGAACGGAAGACAGCAGGCCACGAGCAGACUCGCUAUUUAUUCAGUCGUAACCUCUGGGCUGGGGCGGCCCCCAGGGGCCCGGAGAGAGCCGCCCGUCCCUCCCCUGCCCCGCUCCGCAAACAUGCUCCCUGCCUCCAUUCCCCCUCUCACCCCGUCUACCUCUCUGGCUUUCCCCAUCUCCCUCCCUGCCUCUGCCUCUCUCCUGGCCACACUCGGGCUCUGUGCCCCCCCCCCCCCCCCCCCGGGGGACUCAGUCCACUUAGGUCUCCGGUGAUGGCGAGUCAGUCGGCUGGUGUCCUCGCCCCAGGAAGGCAGGCUGGGCAUUAACGACUGCAGCUGGGCCUGGGCUGGUCUCCCUCUCUCUUUCUCUCUCUCUCUUUCUCUCUCUCUCUCUGUCUCUCUUUGAUCUCAGGGGGUCCUUUUUGGAGUUUAUUGUAUUUUAUUGUACUUGGUGGGGUGUCUGGGGUUGGGGGGGAGAAGAGUUUCUUCUCACGGGGGUUUGUCGGUACCUUCAGAAACUUUUACCAAAGUCAUGUUUAGCUGCUUGUGGUGGAGCCCCCGAUCGCCUGUGGGUCCAGGCGUCUGGGGCGGGGGGCCGAGCCCCAAAGGUGGGCUCUGGGGAGCUCUUCCUCCCUCGGGGCUGGAGACUGGCCACAGCUGGGGUGGGGGCUGGUGAGUUGAGGACCUCAGGGGGCGUGGAGGGAGCCCAAGGGGCCGUGGCCACACAGGGUGGCCUUCAGGGACGGCGGGCGCAGGGCACGGUGAGGGCAGCGUACGCUGCCGCGGCAGGGAGAUGGUGGAGGGAGUCAGUGGCAGGAGCGAGGGCCCUGGGGCCCCAGGGAAGACAGGGAUGGAGGGUGCAAGGGGCGGGUAUGGGGAGUUCCAGGACGUGUGACAGGAUGGAGGUGGGGCUGGCUGAGGGCUGGGCGUGUGCAGACAGUCAUGCCCUUGGAGUGCCCCUGAGCGCCAUCGACUCCCCCAGAGCUGGCCAGUCCGCAGGAGCCCUCUGCAGCAGCCCCCAAUGGGAGGGGGUGUGUUUCCUUUUUGUUGGUGAUGCAUGCAAAUCAAGUGGACAACAAAACAAAACAAAAACCAGAAACCCACAGAACCACAAAACCAACACCAAAGGUGAGGAACUUGGCCGGACGUAGCAGACGCCGUCCAGGCCUAGGCAUCACUGUAUCCUGUCUGUCCUGUUGACUCUCGUUCCUGCUCCAUACUCAAAAUGCCGCAUGUUCAAAAGUACUCGAGUUCUCUGCUCUCUGUCCCCCCCCCAUGCCCCCCUCCCCCGCCUGGGAGGGGAGCGGCGGCCGCCUUCUCUUGCCCCAGUCCCCUUUGUGAGGGGAUGGGGGCAGGGCGGGGGGCCACCAGGCCUGGCCCCCCACCCUCCCUCGCCUGGCCCAGCCACGGGGGGACCUUAGUAGGUAGCUGGAAGGUUCUGUGGCUGGGUGCAGGGCCAGCGGAGGCCCUGGGGCCAGCCACCUGGAUUUAUUUUUAUUUAACUAUUUCUGUUUUGUGAGUGUGUCUGCCCGCCCCUGUCCCCCACUUCAGCACGAAGUGGGGGUCCUGGGGGGGAACCUCUUCUUCCCCUCUGCCUCUUUCCUGUCUUCUCCCUCCGUCGCCAGUCACCAGCCAUCCUUCUCGACCAGGCAGAGGGUGGAGCGGGCAGGCAGGGGCCUGGGGUGGCCUGGCACAGGCCACCGGCCCACAACCCCUUCUCUGGUCGCCAGUAUUCCCCCCCCCCCCCAGCCCUUUUUAAAACGAAAUGCCCUCGUUUGUAAAUCCUUAGACGCUUGAGAAUAAAACCCCUCCCUUUUCUUCCA